AUGUUCAAGAAGCUCAUUGCCAAAGCGACCAGAGACGAAUCAUCAAGCUCUACAGGAAGCGAUUCAAUGACAUCCCCAGGGUUUCCGCAAGUGCCACACGGACAGAUCAACCAUAAUACUACGAGCUCAGGCUUCUCCCAACAUGGACAACCCAAACCCAUGAACCAAGGAAUUAACACAUCUGCACCCAUGGCUCAUGCUUCCAUGGGAAAUGCUGCGACGCAUUCUCAUUUGAGUAUGCACCAAUCAAAGCAACAUCCUAUGUGGGCCCCUCCAUUGUACGCUCAGCCCACCACGAAACACAAAGCUCCUAACCCGAGCUGCUCAACCAUCGAUGUGGCUGGACUUCCUGUCAAUAUAUAUGGACUCAAUCAUCUCACACCUCUUUCCGCUGGAAAUGUUCCUGAAGUAUGUAUCUCCAUUCACAUGCACGGCCGGACUGGUUCUGCCAAAAAUGAAGAUGAACUUGUUCGCGAAUUAUGGCAAAAUACUAUCGGUGAGCGCCAGGGUCUCCAGGGUACAAAUCGCGUGCGUGACUUUUUGAUCGCCACGUUCGACCAGCGCAACCACGGCGCUCGCAUGACAAACAAGCUGGGUCAGCGGACUUGGAAGGAAGGGAAUCCAAUGCACGCCGUUGAUAUGUAUGGAAUGAUUCACGGCACAGCCUUGGAUGUGUCGUUCCUUGUCGAUAUGCUCCCUGCCUAUCUUUUUCCCGAGGGCGAACGAGUUGUGUCAUUGUUUGCUGUCACGGGCAAGUCUCUAGGUGGUCAUGCUGCGUGGCAGGUGCUUGCGCAUGAGCCGCGUAUUCAAGUGGGUGUACCCUUCAUCGGCACUCCAGAUUUUCAGAAACUGGUUGCUCAGCGGACGCGCUCUUCUGGUCUCGAAAAUGGACCACCACAAGUACCUAACUCCCUCCGUGUGCUAAUGAGACAGAUUGAUCCCGCUAUGCAGCCACACAGUGAAGUAACCCCACUCAACCCCUUCUUCGGCAAGAAAAUUUGCGUGUGCUCAGGUGAGGAUGACAAGCUUGUGCGAUGGUCAUUUUCCGAAGAAUUCGUCAAGAGUUUGGUAGUUGCACCACCAAACUCAGAAAUUGCUCGAUUGAGCCUGGAAGUUUUUGUGCAGCCUGAGACAGGGCACAAAGUCACUCCGGAAAGUAUGUACGAUAAUGUUGUUAUUCAGAAUUUUCCACUCACACCUAUCUAG
Messenger RNA from Malassezia globosa CBS 7966, 1206 nucleotides. RefSeq lists its product as uncharacterized. NCBI's taxonomy places the organism in Eukaryota, Fungi, Basidiomycota, Malasseziomycetes, Malasseziales, Malasseziaceae. Bases 1 to 1206 code for a protein of 401 amino acids. The record is from RefSeq and is a predicted model, not a curated record. The transcript has a single exon.